Messenger RNA from Monoraphidium neglectum, 1317 nucleotides. Its product is annotated as Fe-S cluster assembly protein SufD. NCBI's taxonomy places the organism in Eukaryota, Viridiplantae, Chlorophyta, Chlorophyceae, Sphaeropleales, Selenastraceae. The coding region runs from base 1 to 1317 and encodes 438 amino acids. The record is from RefSeq and is a predicted model, not a curated record. Gene Ontology annotation, biological process: iron-sulfur cluster assembly. The transcript has 5 exons.
AUGCUGCGCCGGCAGCGGGCGUGGCUGUCGGCCCUGCGCAGCGCCUGCGCGUCCGCGCUCGCAACGCUCCGCGUGCCCAGCACCCGCAACGAGGAGUACCGAUACACCGACGUCUCGCCCCUCACCGCUGCCGCGCUGGCGCCAGCCCCGCCCGGCGCGCCGGUCGACGCCGAGCUGCUGCAGCGGCUGAGCUUCCCGGAGGGUGCGGGCAGCGUGGCGGUCCUGGUGGACGGGCGGCUGCGGCCGGAGCUGUCUGACCUCAGCGCGCUGCCGGCCGGCGUCUAUGUCGGCGGCGCGGCGGGGGCGCCCGCGGACGUGCUGCAGCGGCUGGGCGAGCUUUCGAACGUGAGGGGCGGCCCCUUUGCCGUCGUCAACGGCGCGCUCGCCGCCGACGCACUGGUCAUCUUGGUGCCCGCGCGCGCCCGCAUCGAGCGGCCGCUGCACGUCGUGCACGUCGCGACCGCGGCGCCGCCCAGUGACGGAGGGGCGCGCGCUCUGGCCGCGAGCGCGCCGCGGCUGCUGGUGGCGCUGGGCAAGGGCGCCGAGCUGGAGUUGCUCGAGGAGUUCGUCUCCGCCGCCGCCGGCGCCGCCGCCGGCGCGCACGCGGUGUUCGCGGUCGCAGAGGUGCUGCUCGACGCCUGCGCGAGCCUGCGCCACGGCUACGCGCAGCGCGAGGCGCCGGGGUCGGUGCACCUCAAAGCGACGCUCGUGGACCAGGGGGAGGGCAGCUCAUACAGCUUGGUGGAGGCGCGCGUCGGCGGCGGCCUGUCGCGCCACGACGUCGGCGUCGCGCAGGGCGGCCCCGAGACGGCGACGCGCAUGCGGCACUUUUUGCUGGCGGGCGCGUCGCAGCUGCAGGACCUGCACACGAAGCUGGUGCUGGACCACCCGAACGGGGAGGCGGACCAGCUGCACAAGUGCAUCGUCAGCCACGCCAGCGGGCGGGGCGUCUUUGACGGCAACGUGAAGGUCAACCGGCUCGCGCAGAAGACCGACGCCGGGCAGCUGAGCCGCAACCUGCUGCUCGUGCCGCGCGCAACGGUCAACGUCAAGCCCAACCUGCAGAUCAUCGCGGACGACGUUAAGUGCACCCAUGGGGCUGCCAUCAGCGAUCUGUCGGAGGAGGAGCUCUUCUACUUCAGGGCGCGCGGCAUCCCGGCGGAGGUCGCCCGCCAGUCGUUGGUCUACUCAUUCGGCGCGGAGGUGGUGCAGGCCCUGAAGUACGAGCGCCUGGUGCAGCGCAUCCAGGCCGACGUGGUAGCGGCGCUGCAGGUGGCCGAGGCGGUCAUCAGCGCGGGGCCGGCGUCGACGCAGUGA